CCGCACUUGAUUGCACUUGAGCAAUCCGAGUCUAGAUUUGCGGAUUCGCAGGUCUAAAGUUGGCAGGUGAGUGAUGGCUCGUUGCGGCUCAUCACUGCAUGCCGACGUCUCAUGCUCGGAAGCUUUCUUGAGCGAAUUUUAUUCGAGUCUAGGGGUAGGUGCUGAUCGUGUCGUCCUAAUGUACAGACUGAGACCGACCUGACCGACCUCGGAUGCUCCCUUACAAGAUACCACUCGUUUCAUCCUUAACGAGCAGCAUGGUAAUAUCAAUACCUUGCUGAGCUUGCGCACACCCCUUUGCUCUUCGACAUCGUGCACAAGCUCAACACUAGAUCAAUAUCCACAGACAUCGCCACUCCCAGCACCUGUCUCAUCGCACCUGCUGUGCUCUGUCACCAUGAGUGACGCGACUCAGGCCUCGCCAACACCCGCGACACAUGCUCAUCCAGGCGCAAAUGGCGAUGCUGCAGAAGCUGCUUCAUCCACACGAAGAGCAGAGGACGAAGCUCAAGCGCGCAUCCUCAUGGGAAAGGUCAUUGAGCGCCAAAAGGAUCAUGCGCCCUACUCUGAGCUCAUACCUUUGGCCUUGGCAAUGACAGGUCAACAACAGCAUCCUCUUUGCGGCAGGGACAACCCAGAACGAGAGACGGGGGAGGAGAUGGGAGCGUCUAGGGAGCUUCUGUUGGAACUAAAUGCGUGUAUGCUAAGAGUUCGAUCUUUCAAGACUAUACCUCAGGUGGAAGAAUGGCUCAGCAGAAUGGCGGGAGCCAUCUUCUCGUGCCGGGACUGCAUGGACGUCUAUAUCAUUGCCAAGGAUCUGGCAAGAACGAAGUACUUGAGCUCCUACGCUCCAGGCUCCCUGACAAGGUUCUUUACCGCUAUAAAUCAAUGGGAAGUCAGUCGAUCACUAGAAAUCUUGGAUGGCAAGGGCGUAAAGCCAAGCGGCGCGUCGAUCGACAGCCUUACCGAAAGCGAGCUGUAUGCGGUCGUUGGUACAAUCAUGCCCUGCAUCGCGGAUCCCAUCGAAGAGUGUCCGAUGGCAGCGGACGAGCUUCUUCAGACGGUCGGCAGCAACUUGACCAGCGGUUCCGUGAUGGGGCGCUGUUGCCCCGGUCUCCUUUCGCUGGCACUCAUACCAGGCAAGGCCGAGACUAAAACAGAGAAUAGCGACAUGUCUCUCCGCGAAUGGGCUCUCAUGCAACUCUCCUCUGCAGACAUCCGACCAAUCCCAGCCAAGGUGUGCGCCACUCCAACUAUGAACAGAUUACGGGACUUCACAGAAAAGUACGCAGGCAAUGCUAGAUCGGACCUGUUGUCAAAGUUCGCACCAUCGAUGUCCAACAGCGAGUGCCCCAUCGUGCCCGAGGACUCAUCCCCCUCGCCCAUCACAACUGCAGAUCAGGCUGCGUCGUUGCUCUCCAAGCUCGGCGAAAGAGGCGGCGUGGCUCAAAUCGAGCUGCUGCUGAAUCAGCUCGGCCAAGUCUCCCGAGAUACCCCACACAUUUGGAAAGAGCUCGGGACUAGGCAGCAGAGUGCACCAGGGAGCUCUAGCGCCUCGGACAAGUCUGGCGGUGGCAGAGCUUUGGUGGGGCUCGCUUCGCUCCUCGACAAUCCAGGCUUUUCCGAUCUUUUUCAGAAAGUGGGGACAGGAAAUGUCUAUUGUCAUCAAUGGGCUAGCGAUUUUCUGCUAUCCCUGCGAGGUCUGUCCAGCGAUGCGCCUGGAAUCGGUUUAGCCUUCGAAGAUGCGCUUCGACGGCUCGUCAACUUCGCCCUAGAACGUCAACAAGCUGCUCACUCGAGUCACGACGCGAAAUUGGCUGCCGCAAGCAUGGGAGUCACCUUGUUGCAGAUAGCUAUGAACGCUGACUUGUCCCCACGAGACACGAGCGUCGACUCGGUGCGCGCCAGGAACGAUUCAGAACCCCAAGAAGCUACUUUGCCACAGACUUUCACCAAAGAGCCAUGCCGAGAUGCUGCUCUCAAGACCUGCGCACUCUAUGCUUCGACCAUUGCUAAUCUAGCACUGCGUGGACGCUUACCGAACGACUCGACUGCGAUCGCUCGCGAAGACGCAGCUCGACUCAGCGCACGCGACUUACUUGCUGCUGUUUACGAAUUCGACGCCCGUCGCUUGGAGAAUGCAUUUGCUGAGCUAGGUACUCUUGCACGAGGUCACAAGAGCAGAUGGGCAUCUCGACGAAGAAUCGCUCGGAGGCCUGGUGGAGGCGAGAGCGUCAAGAAUCCGGAUGGUCCUGGUCCCGCGGAGGUGUACUCUUCGGCGGCUAAGGACCCUUGGCCAGGCCCUGUUCUCUGCUCAGAAGCUUGGACAGAGGGAAAGAAAGCUUUUGCAGCGGAAGCAGACGCUGCAUUAUUCUUGAGACCUUUGGCAACGCUCAGCGUGCUAGUAGAACCUUCUCUUCAGACCCACUUGCUCCCGGAGUCAAAGGAAGCAGCGACGGAAUAUGCAGAGUAUCGACAGAUCUUGAAGACGUGCAUCUUGAACUUGGGCAGGGCAUUGCGCACGCAACGAGGGGCGCUAGCUUCGGCGCUGCUUGAAGUCGGCGAUUCCGUCAGAGCGCCGCAGCUCCAGCACGUGUGCCAGGAAAACUCAGACGCCCUCGUCUGUGCAAUUCUGUCUCCUGAUGUCGAAGUCCACCGUUCUUCCCUCAACGUGGUUCGCGCCACUUUUGACGAGUCGACUUCUCGAGGAGAAUGUCUGAUGUCCCUGCUCAAGUUUAGCCCUGACUUGGCGCUCAAGGGACUGGAUGACUUCUUGACCGCGUUCGUAGCAGCGACAUCUAUGCUUGUUGAAGCAAAUGAGGCGGCGCGAUCCCUGGUCAACUCGUUCGGCGAUGUACUCGAGUGCCUGUGCUCUCCAACUUACGGUCUCUUGCGAGUCGGUUCUCCGCACUCAUUUCUUCCAAAUGAGCAGUGCAUCGUAGAUGCGAGAAUUCCUCCGAUUUGGAACUCUUUGCUUCAGGGCAUCGCUAGCAUCUUCCGCAACAGUCCAGCAUGGGCUCAGAUUGUUCCUCCCAACGACAUGGUCUCGUGGUUCAGAGACGUUGUGCUCCUUGCCAACGAUACGCUAGAAUGCGUUGACGUCAUGCGCGCAGCACUGUUGGACGUGGACCAGCAAGAUGAGAUAGUCACCGCUUUGGCCUUUCCUCUCGAGGAGGUGUGCAGCUUCCUCCGUCUCAACGACAAGGCCAUUCUGGACGAGACCAAGGACUACGUCGUCAAGGCGCUAGAAACGUUCCGAAGCGCCAAGUAUGGAAUAAUGUUGCCCCAGGUUGUCAUGGAUAGGAUGCUCAAUUUUGUCGAGUCUCAGCUGGCCGAAAGUGAUUCCGCCGUCCGCAAAACCUUGCUGAGCUCGGCUGAGCUAGUCCUGCUGCGCGACCUACUCGGACCAAUGGAGCUCUCAGACGAAGAAGGCGAAGACGAGAUUCAGGUAGUCGAAGCGCACGCAAAGACUGUCGACAGGGGCAAGGAGCAUCAAGAAUCCUCGACUCACGCUCCAAGUGCCGCACCUGCUGCGCCUUCCUCGAGCCCAAGCUUUUGGCAAGCAACACCCCCUCAAUCUCAGCAAAAGGAGGGCAAACAGAAGCGUCGACUAAAACAGCAGAAGCUGAACUUCUCACCCAGUCAACAAAGGCAAGCUAUCGACGUUGAUGCUUUGCCAGACGCGGAAGUCGACGAUGUUCUCCACACCCCGCCGCUCCCGCAGCGUCCUCCAACAAUCUCUUCGACUACCGCUCGCAUCGGUGCGCCGAAGCCUCUACCGCGUGCACCUCCACCUGCACCCCGGAAUGCGUCCGCUGGGCCUUCGAGGAAUGCUUACACGCCCGCCGUCGCCACCGCUCCCAAGCGUCCAAUGACGAAGCCACCUGGUCGGUCGGCACCCAGAUCCUCAAGCUCUCUGCUCAGCUCAGCAAGAGAGCAGGUAGCUAUGAGCUCUGCUCGAUUCAGACCGAACAGCGCAAGUUACCGAGCAUCACUUAGCACUGCGAGACAGUUCGGUAGUCGCCUGCCAACGGACAAGGAGUUGAAGGCUCCAAUAGCUGGUCCGACUGCGGAAAGUCGCGUCACAGGUGCUCGCCCGGAUGGCGGUCACGCUCAGAAGUUGGCCGCUGCUGCUGCAGCGAAGCAAGCGUCCAGUGAUACGAGCGACAGCAGUGACGAUGAUGAUCGAGAAGCGCGGGGCUUGGCGGCUCUAAAAGUUGGGGGAUCGAGAUCUCCCUACAAAUCCCGCAUGCCACCCGCUCCUCGGCAGCCAGCGAGGAGCACAGUGAUCAUCGAGGAUCCGAACACCGAGAGGAUGGCCAAAGAAAAGGCAGAGCAGGAUCGCAAGCGCAGGCUAAGAGCUCCACCCGACUUUGCUCAGCUACAUCGAGCGAUCUUGUCUUGGGACUACUGGGCCGAAGGGGAUUAUCCACCAAAUUCUACGUCGAAUAACUUCAAGAUCGGGCUGGCGAGAUACAACAGCCCUGAGCAAUACAAAGAAGUCUUUGGCCCUCUGCUGCUCCUCGAAUCGUGGGCGCAGCUCCAAAAUUCGAAGGAGGAGCUGACAAAUCCUUCUGCUCGUUUCUUCACCAUGGAAGUCACGGGCAGAUCGAAAGUCGAUGGAUUCGAAGACAUUAAUGCGACGAUUCCGACGGCAUUGAACCAGUCCUACAGCGGUCUCAAGAUGUCCUUUCAGGACACGGACGUCGUAGUGCUCACGCUCUUGGACGGCGCUCAGAAACCCAAAAAGAUGCUUGCGAAAGUGGAAGCGCAUCGGUAUCUUGGCCAGGGAAGCAACGUGACCCUACGUUGCUGCCUCGGCCCUGCAGACAAGCAAGGCUUGAGCGGAAGUCUCAGCGUCAAGUCUCGUUGGUCUAUCUGCAAGCUCUUCACGUUGACGACGCUGCAUCGAGAAUGUGCCGCUCUAAUGGCAUUUCAAGACUACGACUUGGUCGCAGACAUCUUGCAGGGCAAAGCGGCGCCGAAGCAGGUUGUGCGAGAUAACGACGCUCGCCAGGCCAUGGACGCUUUCCAGGUCAAUCGUCCUCAGGCUGAAGCGAUCGUUGGGUCUUUGCAAGCCGACAGAGGCAUCAGCCUUAUCCAGGGACCUCCAGGUACGGGCAAAACGAAAACGAUUUGCUCCCUGAUCGCACGGUUCAUGGCAACGCGGAAAAAUGCGCCGACUCCCAUACAUGCGGGUCGACAAGGCGUCAAGGAACCACGCAAGAAGAUCCUUCUUUGUGCGCCGAGCAACGCCGCUAUCGACGAAGUCGCGCGGCGUGCAAAGCUGCCCAUGACUGACAAGCAUGGCAAGACGAUCAAGCCGACAGUGGUGAGAAUCGGCAGGGAAGAAGCUCUGAACGUUAGCGUGGCCGAAAUCUGUCUCGACGCACUUGUCGAGAAUCGACUGGCUGCUCUUCAGGGUGGAAAUAACGGCGUCGACGAGGUCAACACACUUGUUGCGGAGCUGAAGACGAUUCGAGAUGAAAAGGAGAGCAAGUCGAGACAGCUCGAGGAUGCUAGGAUCGCAGGAGUCUCUGGAGCAGCUGUCGGUCAGCUUCAAGCAGAGAUCAAAGCGCUGACCGUCAAGCGCAUGAAUACCGCUGAAAAGCUGGAUCAGAUCAAGGACGCGAAGAGGACCAAAGCUCGUCAGCAAGAAGCGGACCGGCGCAGAGUUCAGGUCGAAAUUUUGGCGGACGCGGAUGUGGUUUGCACAACGCUCUCCGGAGCUGGCAAUCCGAUUCUGGCUGGCCUACCUUUCGAAUUUGAAACAGUCAUCAUCGACGAGGCUGCCCAAGCUGUCGAGCUGAGCUCCCUCAUCCCGCUCAGGUAUGGGUGCAAAAGAGUCAUCCUCGUCGGUGAUCCAAACCAGCUGCCGCCGACCGUAAUCUCUCAGAAGGCGGCACGUCUAAAGUAUUCGCAGUCUCUCUUCGUCCGAAUCUUUGAUGCGCAUCCUGAUGUCUAUCUCCUCUCCAUUCAAUACCGCAUGCAUCCCCUAAUUUCAGCAUUUCCUUCGCAGCGCUUCUAUGAUGGAAAGCUGCAAGACGGCCCGAGCAUGGCCGAGCUCACAAAGCAGCCCUGGCAUGGUACGUCCUUGCUUGCGCCUUUCAAGUUCUUCGAUGCCCACAACGGCUCGGAAAAGAUGGGUCGCGGCCACUCCAUUGUCAACCGAGACGAGGCUUUGAUCGCUGCCGCGCUUUAUGACCGGUUGCGCCAGGAAGCGCAUCGGGGCAGCGUGGACCUUGACUACCGAGUCGGAGUCGUCACAAUGUACAAGGAACAGGUCUUUGAGCUGAAAAGGGCCUUCACGAACCGAUUCGGCGCCGGUGUGGAGCAAACAGUCGACUUCAACACGGUCGACGGGUUCCAAGGGCAGGAAAAGGAUGUCAUAAUCCUUUCUGCUGUACGCACCCAGUCCAUCGGUUUCUUGUCCGACGCCAGACGUGUCAACGUCGCCCUUACGCGCGCCAAAAGCAAUACUUUCGUCAUUGGAAACGCCCAACUUUUGCGCAGAGAUGAUUUGUGGGGUUCGCUAGUCAGGCAUGCGGAAGAGAGUGGCGUCCUAGAAAAAGUCGGACCUGGAUCGUUUACCUACGGCGCGACGCAACGCCAGCAGAGCUUCGCACCUUCUGCUCCUCGGCAUCCGAAGGCUCACAAGCAGAAGACACCGGUGUCUCAGACACCAGACUCUAGCACCGCAAUGACGCCCGCAGAGCUUGCCAAUGGCGGUCAAGCGCUCCGGCAAAAUCACAACGGCAAGGCUAGAGAUGGCACGAAGCGUCCAUUUGACGAAGACGAAAUGCGCAAUCAGUCGCCUGUCAAACGGCCUAAAUUGAGCAACGGUUUUAAGGAUGCUCGCAAACACGGCAAAGGCAGUCACAGUUCCAAGUCUUCGUCCAGAGAAAGCUCUGCCUCGUCAGUCAGGAGCAACUCGAAGGUGGCCGGGCCCAGUCAUCCGAAAAACCAGGCUAGCUCUGCGUCUAGACCGGCCUGUCCUCCGGACAUUCCCGCGGCGAGAAGAGACAAACCACCAGAGAUCCUUGCUGCGAGGAAAGAUGCGGAAGGCGGUACCGAGGGUGCUGCAAGAAACGCUUCUGCCAAUCGCCAGCAAGAACGAGGACGGCCUUCUGAGGCUGCCUUGAAGGCUGUGUUCAACACCAAAAAGAAGCGACGCUUUGCGCCAGGAGCUUGAUGGCGCACCAUGACCGCUGCGUCGCAAGCGACAGCACUCUCUCUGCUUUGCUAAUGAAGUUUGAUCGACACGUCACCCUUGCAUCCUGUACACAACAAAAGUGCUCUCGCGAUUAACAUUUGCUGCUU
Molecule: messenger RNA, 7320 nt
Organism: Ceraceosorus guamensis
Lineage: Eukaryota; Fungi; Basidiomycota; Exobasidiomycetes; Ceraceosorales; Ceraceosoraceae
Exons: 3
Coding region: 398-7192 (2264 amino acids)
Biological process (GO): termination of RNA polymerase II transcription
Cellular component (GO): nuclear body
Molecular function (GO): helicase activity; transcription termination site sequence-specific DNA binding
Source: RefSeq, a predicted model, not a curated record